CACUGCCCACCAAAUUGGAAUGAGCCUAGUGACAAUGGAGGAUGGUGCAAUCCUCCACGCGAGCAUUUCGACAUAGCCAAGCCUGUCUUCCUCAAUAUUGUUUCCGAGCACAAGGCCGGCAUCGUGCCGGUAGAAUACCGAAGAGUUCCAUGCAAGAAGAAAGGAGGAAUGAGGUUUACAAUAACUGGGAACCCUUAUUUCAAUGAAGUGUUGGUUUGGAAUGUGGCUGGCUCUGGGGAUGUGACGAGUGUGGAAGUGAAGGGUGAGAAGCUUCCAUGGACGUCGCUGGAGCGAAUGUGGGGUCAGAGGUGGGUCACUGGUGCUAAGCUUUAUGAGGAGGCACUGACAUUUAGGGUUGGAGAGAGUGAUGGAAGAACCAUAACCUCUGUGAAUGUUGCCCCCAAGAAUUGGCAGUUUGGCCAGACCUACGAAGGCAAGAACUUCGACUAGCUCGGAAAAGAAACAUGUCAUGAGUUUUAAUGCUUUCGACGGAUGUCAAUGAAGAAAGUUCUGAUGUUUUUUUGCUAUAUUUUCUUUUACAUACAAUUCAGUGAAUUCACAGUUUGUUAGUUGUGAAAUUAAAUAAAUACGAAGAGUAACGAAGACCCGCUUGGUGUCAUUAUUACUGUUUCAUUUAUUCAUAA
Prunus avium (sweet cherry) is the source of this 644-nucleotide messenger RNA. The record is from RefSeq and is a predicted model, not a curated record. NCBI's taxonomy places the organism in Eukaryota, Viridiplantae, Streptophyta, Magnoliopsida, Rosales, Rosaceae.